CGGACUGGCGGGAUAGAGCGGCCGGCGGAGGCGGAGCGACUCCAAGGCCGGGCCCUUCCAGCUGCACUGGCAAACAUGGCGGCGCGGCAGCCUCGCUCCGCCUCAGACCAUGAAAGUGAUGAUGAGUCAUACGAAGUAUUGGAUUUAACAGAAUAUGCGAGGCGUCACCAUUGGUGGAAUCGUGUGUUUGGCCGAAAUUCUGGACCAAUUGUAGAAAAGUAUUCUGUAGCUACCCAGAUUGCAAUGGGCGGAGUAACUGGCUGGUGUGCAGGAUUUUUGUUCCAGAAAGUUGGAAAACUUGCAGCAACUGCAGUAGGCGGUGGCUUUCUUCUUCUUCAAAUUGCUAGUCAUAGUGGAUAUGUACAAGUUGACUGGAAGAGAGUUGAAAAAGAUGUAAACAAAGCAAAAAAACAGCUAAAAAAGCGAGCAAAUAAGGCAGCACCUGAAAUCAAUACCCUUAUCGAAGAGACUACAAGAAGAAUUUUAAUGGAUUUGAAAGGCAACGUGUUGAGGACUGGCAAAGGGAAUGCUUUUCCACAUAGCACAAUGAGUGGAUAUAACACAUUUUCUCAAGAUAUAAGUAAGGCCAGAAGAUUAGCAGGACUCAACACCACUGGAAACAACAUACCAGACAAGAUGGAGCACUUUUCUGACCUGGUAUGCAGUUCCUGUGUGAGUGGAGACAGACACAGACCAUUACUUCGUUCUGAAGAGCAAAUCAGAGGGUCAGAUUUUGGGUGAUAUCAUUGUGAUUGGGAAACAAAAUGUAGAACACUGAUCUAAACAAGCUACGAAUGGAAGUAGAAGUUCUGAUUAGCUGAAGAUUUUACAGUGAAAACAAGGGGGAGUUUGAAGUUGUUUUUCCAAUUUCCUGUAUUGGUGUGAAUCAAGACAUGCAUGGCUGAAUUCUGACUUCAGUGAAAAAAACAUUAUAAAUCAGAAGAAAGUCUGGCCCUUUGCUACAAAAUGUCCAAUGGUAAGAGUAGAUUUAUUCAAAGUGCAUCAAGUAAUUAGACAAAUGUUGUUAGUGGUUUCAAGUUUGCUUGUAAAAUACAAUUAAAACCACUAUUUUUCUCAUUUAAAUGCAGCAGUAACAUAUUGUAAUGUUUUUUCCUCCCUCUGGCUUCCCUUCUGCCAUCUCCCUUUUUUUGUACUGUUCAAUCUACUUUGCAGGCAGAAUAGCUCAUAUCCAACAUGGCUUAGGGACCUCCACUUUUGCUGCAGUCAGAGUUUGUGGGUGAGGAAGUUAAGUCUUGUCCCCUUUAAAUGGUUCAUUUUAAAUUGCUUUUACCCACUGAUGCAGAGGGUGUGUUUGGGUGACGGGAAGAGGGCAAUCAGUUGUGACCUGGCCACGUGCCCAUCCUGGCUUAUAAAAUCCAGCUCGGGGAGACUGGGGCCACUGCUGGCAGAGGGUUUCAGUGCCUUCCUUCAGGAGGACAGGGUUCUGGACAUUUUUAAGUCUGUGACUGUCCGCCCCCACUCAUGAAAACAUUGCUUGACACUGAAUCUCCAGCCAAUUUUCAUCCUUCUCUAACCCUUCCUCCCCCCCCCCCCCCAUCUGUGGGGAAGGUCAUUGAAAGAGUGGUUGCCCAACAGCUCCAGGAACAUGUAAAUGUCAUGGGAUUCUUACAGGGGUGUAGGUUGUAGCCGUGUUGGUCUAAGGACAUAGGCAGACAAGGUUCUUUGGGUGAAUCUACAUGGGAUUCUUAGGGCCUUGUCAGCUGGCUUUUGGCCUGGACAGAGCACACGUACCAUGUUCAACAAGGGAAACAUUGCCCUGCUUAUCUUACUAGAUCUUUCAGUGACCUUUGAUACAGCUGGCCUUGAGGUACUGAUAAAGUGUUUACAUGAACUGGUGGUGUUUGUAGGACUGCUCUACAUUGUUUCUGCUGUUUCUGAGCAGUAAAGUCCUAGAGGGUGGUGAUGGUUGAGUGCUUAUCACCCUCUUGGGACCUUUCCUAUGGGGUCCCCAUGGGCUAAAUCGUGUGACCUCUCCUGUUCAAUGUGUAUAUGAGGCUUCUGAGUGAGAUUAUGCAGAUAUUUAGAGUGAGGUGCCAUCAGUAUAUUGUUGACCCCCAACUCAACCAUUCCUUCUCUUCUGAAACCUCAGUCUUUUUCCAGUGCCUUACUGCAGGUGAACCAGUUGAAACUGAAUCUAGACAAGACAGAGUUGAUGCUGGUGGGCAGACUAUUUGACAUGGGAGAGAAUGGGAUACCUAUCAUUGAGGGGGUUCAGCCUCCCCUUGUCAGUCUGGUUAGGAGUCUGGGGGUACCCCUGGGUCCUCUGCUGCACCUUGCUCUUCAGGUAGUGGCUGUGGCUAGGAAUGACUUUCACCAGCUCCAUCUGAUGAGAAGGCUGUGACCAACCCUUUCUUUCAGAUUCAGGUCUGACUGGCAUCAUCCAUACCAUUGUCAUUUCCAGGCUAUACUACUGCAGUGUGCUCUCCAUUGGGCUGCCCUUAGGAACUGCCCAGAAGCUGCAGCUGGUACAGAAUAUGGUUGCCCACCUUUUGAUGGUGGGGGAAGGUGGGGCAUGUUGCAAGGAUCACAUAACUGCAGAGCUCCAGAAUCUGAACUGACUCGCAGUAGCUUUCCUGGUACAAUUUGUCAUAACCCAAUGAUUUUUAGUGCCUCAGCACAUUGGAAUUUUCCCGCCACAUGGAGCUUUCUUUGCACGGUGGAUUUCUCAGCUGCAGAGAGAAAUCCCUGGUGCAAAAGAGUUCCCGUCACACGUAUGCAAAUUAGUGUCCCACUAUUGGUCAAUUCUAAAUUAUUCCUACGUGGCGGCUAGCAAUUGGCUCGCUAGCCAUAUAAAAGGUUAGAGCAGUUUCCGCCCAAGUUGGAGGACUCCACAACCAUCUCGUGGGGAACUCUAAGCGCGCUGUGGAGCCUAGCAAACUCCGCGUGUGUCUUGGAGGAGGACAUAGAGGCCUGAUCAGCUUCUAGCCACUCCCCGUCAUAGUGGAAAAUUUGACGUAUCCCCCAUGUUGGCGUGCGGAGUCGUACAUCGACAACUAAUCUCAGUUCGGUGCGAGAAGAGAUCUCACUUCUGUUUGUUUGUGUGCAACUGUAACUCAAGCAAGUUUCCUUCCUGCACUGUGACCAUCGGCAGUGUAAGUAAAGCUUUCUUUGUACAACCAAUACGCUUCCGUGCCUAACUCUACUCCGUCGUGGAAAAACCCCACCUGACGGUCCGGGAUACUGGCCAUAGCCUUAGACCACCCUUGGUCCCGACACAAUUCAAAGUGCUGGGUUUGAUGUAGAAGACCCUAAACAGUCCAGGUCCUACAUGCUAAGGAACUGCCUUCUCCCUUAUGUUUAGGGUGACCUGACCAUACGUUCCAAGCAACCCCAGCUCCAGUCCACCUGCCUUUCUCAUGCAUAGCAGCAGCAGUGCCUGCUCAACUGCCUGCCUGGUGCAUCAUGCCUCUCCCCAUCCCCACUGGACUCCACUCUAAGACUUUUGACCAGCUGGCCAGGACCAGACUGUAGAAGCUGGGACAGUCCCAAUUUGCCCCGGAGAUAUGGUCACCCUACUUAUGCUCUAUCACUAUCCUUAAGGUUAGCUGAGAACAGCUUCCUUCAAGUGCCAUCAAUGUGCCAAGUCUGCUUGACAAAAAUGCAUGGGAGGUCAUUUGCAAUAGUCACCACUCAGCUCUGGAACUCCCUCCAUCUCAAGACCUACCAAAGCCCAAACUUGGACAUCUUCAAGAAGUGCUGUAAGACCUUCCUCUUUGAGCGGGCAUUUAGCAAACAAAGCUAGGCUGAGAUAGUGUUUAAUGGAUUUCUGUUUUAUGUUUUCUCCUGUUUUAUAAGCAUUUUCCCUGUUUAUAUAAGUUAUUCUGUUCUCCUAUUUAAGUUGCCCUGAACCUCUGUUGAGAAGGGCGACAUAUGAAUCAAGCAAACAAACAAAUUUAGUGUCUUGCAUGCAUUCAGCAUUAUUAUUCUUUGCUUUUCUUAUAUUAUUGUCAGAAUGUAUAACUAAUUUCAUAUUACUUGCCACUGUUGUCAGUGAAAUAUUAAUUUAACAAAGACAUUUUACAAAAAGUUCUUUUCAGUAAAGACACUAGUAAAUUUGGUUUGUGUUUGGCUGCAUUCCUGAUUAAACUUAAUGAAGAUCAAGUGAUAGAUGUGAGAAAUUAAUUCUAAAGGAAAUUUGGUUGGGAAAGAGAAAUGAUUGUUCUAGUCAAGAUAUACUACCACUUCAUUUCUGAAAGCAAAAAAUGACUAAGUGUGAUGCAAAAUAUUUGGAACGGUGUUUUUUGGUUUCACAGAAGAGCUAUCCAGAGAAAUAGGGCCAUGUGCUCACCUCAGCUACUGCAACAAGUAGGACAGAGGAAAAGUCCUCAGAGCAUAGAAGAAACAUGCAGGCAGGCCAGGGUGAUGGUGGGGGAUAGGUAUGUUUGUUCCCUCCCACUGCAACAGCCUCUGCCCUCCUGGUGGCCUCUAGGCAGGAUCUAAUCUUCAUGGGUAUGACAGAGCACUUUUGGUUCCUGUCACUUUAAGGGAUUUGAGUGGCAGCAGGGCAGCCAGCAGGUGCAGGCCAGCCCUGAGGAAGCAGUCACAUGACCUGGUGAGGGCCAUGUGAUUGGAGAAGAGAGCUGAGCAGACUCCAUUUUAGCUCAGGCACUCAGGGUUGAGCCAGCAGUCUGCUGCUAGCAGCCAGCAGAAAAACAUCUGGCUGAGUGGCUGCUCAGGAACACCUUGGAGGUAAGGGCAGGAGCUAGGGGGAUGGCAGGAGGCUCUUGGUCCUGGGUAUGACUUGAAACUGCACCCUGAUGGGUAAGGAUGGCCUGGUGGAGCUGCCUGUGGUGGGGCAACUUCCCAAAAAUACCAGGCCAGUUGCCUCCCCAGUGAAAGGCGGGUAAGGGUGCCUUAUAGCCCUAUUCCCCAUUCCUCACUGGUGAUAGAACAGACAGUAGGGCCAGGCACACUGAGGGAAGGCAUUUGAGUCUCUGGGGGUGUAAGACCCCAAGCCUCAAGAAUGGGACAUAGAGUUAGCCCCAGUGAGGGGUAGAGAGUGGCCUGAGGAAGGGGAGCAGAAAGAGCCUAAUGCCUGGUGAGGGGCUAGUGGCUAAAGUCAGCCUAGUGUUAGGUGCAAGGACCAUCGUCUGUAAAGCAGGUUGCAGGAGGCACCUGAAGGGCUGUGGGGGGGAUCUCCCAGAGUGGAAGUAAGCAAGCCUAAUGGCCUGAUGAGGCCACUUAAGAGGAGCAGGGCAGGUUGGGAAUGGCCCAGUAUAGGGCAGCGGUAUGAAUGAAGCCCUGUGAGAGGGGCGGAGUGUCUAUCUAAUGUGUGAGAGGCCCAGCAAGGGGCAGAGUUUGGCCAGCUUCUGGCCGGAGCUGCUAAUAAGUUAGAUGCCAUCUGUGAGGCAUGGGACAUGGUAAGGGUAGGUCAGAUUUGUGUGUAGACCCCAUGGCACUGGGGCAUUAAAUGGGCAGCCUCCCACUUACUCAAUCUUGUAUUAUUGAACAGCAAGUUGUGGCAGACAAGACAGGGUGGACUGCCCUAGACAGGGGUGGGCCGGCACUGCAACUGGCCACAUGAUCUUUCCCCUGUCACUGUGGAGCCGGAGAUCUUGGUGAUUUUUGUCCAGGAAAAAAUCAUGGGACUCGCUGUUCACUGUAGCAUGUUCCCUUGAAAUGCAAAGUACUUUAUAACGAUGUAAUUAAAUGCAUUAGCUACUUUAUUUACUUCUACUCCCUAGGCACAUCUACAUGAGAUGUUUACUGUGGUUGCCUAAUUAGCUCCACAGUAAACUCUGUGUCUACAUGUGUGGCCACAGGAAAAUAAUAAACAUUGCUAUAGUACUUGUCAACACAAGUACUAUCAUGCGGCAGUUAUUUUCUGCACAGCAAUGGAUGUAUUAGACUAUUAACAGGGCUGGCCAGGGCACAAGGGUGCUUCAGUGUGGGAGCAACCUCCUGGCUACCCUCACACUGGAGCACCUUUGUACCCCAGCUAGCUCCUUCACAGCACAUGGAGUCAGGUUGGAGCAGCCCUGGGUUGGCAGGCUGACCCCCUGUGUCUGCUCCAACCUGGCUCAAAGUAGAGCAGUCCUGGGCACGCAUGUAAAUGCGGUGCCUGGGAGCAAUCAACUUUGGUGUGAACUGGGCCACAGUUUAUUCAGACACACCUCGAGUAGCAGUCACUCUUAUGCAUGCUUUUUACACAUGUAGGCUUUAACUGUGUUAGGAAAAAUGGGAGGUGUAAUUCUUCCCCAGGUAUUCUUGUGCAAAUUUAUAGCAAUGUACUCUUUCAUCUCUGUCUAGGCUUCUUAACUGUCCUGGAACUUUGGAGUUCCAUGAUACCCGUUCUGUGCAUCUUUAUACAGGAAGAGAAACAUAUGGCCCACAGCGAAUAACAUGUUUUUGCAGAAUGUUAAUUGUACUAAGUGUAGUUUUCAAAAUCUCACUUGCAACUUACUCAAGAUUUAUAACAGGAUCCUCAUAAUAGUAUAAAACUGUCUCUUAUUGCUCAUGACAGAUGAAAACAUAAAGAGGAACCAAUUUUUGUAUAAUUUCAAAAUAUUUUUGUAAUCUGACAAUUUGAGAUGAUCAGUUUAAGGACAUUAUUGGAAAAAAAAAUAAAGUACACUUGAGAGGGUUAAUUCCUACUUAUCUGUGUCAAAUCUGAUAGGGCUUUAAUAGAGGCAGGAAAUAGAGAAGGAAAAAUAAAUCAAGCAAAUGAGAAGAGCCACAUUCACUUUUUUUGUAUUUUCCUGGAUUUGUAUAACUAACUAGAAUGAGCUGUGCAAUACUCUUUCAACUCUUUCUUACAGCUGAAGUACUAAAGGUAUUUUAUUAAUAUAAUAAUGUCAUUUAAACAGCCUAUUUGUAAAAACAACAAAUGUCCAUGAGCAAUUAUUGUGAAACAUUGCUAUUUUGCUUAUGAUUUUCUUUGUAUAAGGUGGUACUGGAGUGUUUAUAGCAGAAGAGGCUAAAAUGGAAGUCCCAUUAAAUUUUCUUAGGAAUUCAAAGGAUAGAAAUAAUUUCUUACCAUCAAUUAAUGGUGAAAUGUAUUAGACAUGAAAACUGAGCCCUCCUUUUAAAUGGUGGCUAUCUUGCCCUCGGGCAGGCUAACAAUCAGUUUAGUAUGAUUUGUUGACACUGGCUCCAUGUAGGCCUUAUCUAAAGAAGCUACCAUGUUGGUUCAAUAUUACAAAAAGAACAUGAACAUAUUGGCACGUCAGCAUUUCAAAAUGUUUUGUGUCAAUGUGUUUGAGACCUGCUUUUUCAAAUGAUAGCUACCAACAUUGAAAGUUUUGUUUCCUGAGUAUGCUAAUUUAGUAGACCCCCUAUUACAAAGCACCCAUAGAACGUGUCAAACUUUGUCUUAAAUGAAAAAUAUUGACUUUUAAUGGAAAAACCCCAAAAGCAAAUAUAUUGAAUGAAACCUGAAAUAAUUUAAUUAGCAAAUGUUGUCAUGGUUCCUCCUGUUCACAUUUUCCUUUGUAGGCAGGAUUCUAUGACAUACCACAGUCUUUGCUUCUGAUAAGAAGAGAUGAUGAAUUAUAGGAGUCUCAUGACUGCUGGGUCCACCUGACCAUGGACAGGCAGCAAUAUGAAGCAACUGAAUUACACACCUUAGGAGACAAUGUCAUAUUAGAAUCAAAAUAUAUUGUUUAAAAUGUUUGUAAUAUUGGCCAUAAAAUAAAAACUUUUGUGAA
Molecule: messenger RNA, 7667 nt
Organism: Alligator mississippiensis (American alligator)
Lineage: Eukaryota; Metazoa; Chordata; Crocodylia; Alligatoridae
Gene: FUNDC1
Product: FUN14 domain containing 1
Exons: 6
Coding region: 76-741 (221 amino acids)
Biological process (GO): autophagy of mitochondrion
Cellular component (GO): mitochondrial outer membrane
Source: RefSeq, a predicted model, not a curated record